UUUCUUCAUAGUCAGUUUGUCUGUCGAAGAAGAAACAAUUCACAACCCAACAUGUUCAAGUUGAUCGCUUUCUUGGCCGUUUUGGCCGUCGCCUUCGCAGCUCCAGCUCCGGCUCCAGGAUUAAUUUCUAGCCCAGUUGUCUACCAACCAUAUAAUGCUUUACCAGUGGCAACAAGUGGAGCAAUUGUCCAGGCUUCUCCUCUCGCUUAUUCUUAUGGUGGCUACCCCCUCGCAUCACCAUACGCCUACCCACAUCAGUACUUCAUCUAAGCUGAAGAAAAGCAGAAUCAUUCUAAACGACAACUUUUAGCAUCAAUUUAGGAUCUUCGACACCUCAUCUAAUUAUACGAAAUAAGAAUCAAUGUGAGUUAGUUUUAAGAUUUUUUGAUUAUUUAAAUAAAAUUUUUAAAUGAUCAAAAUUUAUGUUUUUCUAUUCUUAAUUGAAUAUGGUUCUAAUAUUAUAUUUAGCAUAUUUUCACUAAAAAUUCAAUAUAAAUUGAUUAUUUACUCAGUCCAUUCUGGUGCCGUGAGUUAGUCCCAAAAAGCAAUGAUUUACCCCUCCCCCCGCCCCUAAAAUCGAAAGAUUGAAUUCAUCAGAUCGUAUGAACUGGAAAUGUUUCAAUUUUUUUUGCUUUGUUCAAUCUUUGACAUUUAUCUGGAAUCUUUGUAAAAUAAUAUAAGUCUUUUUGAAACCUUUGAGAAAUAUUUGA
Molecule: messenger RNA, 710 nt
Organism: Belonocnema kinseyi
Lineage: Eukaryota; Metazoa; Arthropoda; Insecta; Hymenoptera; Cynipidae
Exons: 2
Coding region: 52-270 (72 amino acids)
Source: RefSeq, a predicted model, not a curated record